Molecule: messenger RNA, 614 nt
Organism: Symbiodinium necroappetens
Lineage: Eukaryota; Dinophyceae; Suessiales; Symbiodiniaceae
Source: the annotation of a GenBank genome assembly
GAGAAGCAUUGGAACAAAAGAUCUUCGGCUUUGAUGAGAGCGGAGAGCCCGAGUCCUGUGCCGUUGCGCGCCACUCGUUCCCGCUGCUCUCCGCAGGUGCGCUGUGGAAGAUGUGCUGUGAUCCGCUGCGCUACGAUGGAUUUGGGAGUAGCAGCUGCUUCCCGGAGCUGCAGGGCUGGCAUUCGCGGCUUUGCUGCUCGGGCCUCCAGGAGCCGGCGAACAUCAUCCCUGGCCUUUGGGCAUCGCUGUUGGACGGGACUCUGCAACCACAGCAGCAGCCAAGCAGGUGGGUGAAUGCCACCCGCCUGCUCUUCGUGACCUACCACAAGUCUGGAACGACGCUCUCCUUGGCGCUUCAAAGCUCAGUGCAUCUUCGAAGGUGGGUGCUGGGACGCGAAGGCCUGGCGGACGCUGGAGACGGCGACUGGCUGCGCACUCUCUGGACUCGAACGAGUCCUGGGUUCCAGCGUGGCAUGCACCAGUACCAGACGCGACGCGGGCGGCUUAUUCUGAUGAUCUCGCCCAAUGAGAUGGUGGAACCUGAGAUUCACGACCUUAUUCUCGAGGGUCACGCAAAGCUGGUGCACGUGGUGCGAAAGCCCACCGAGCUACUC